Gaeumannomyces tritici R3-111a-1 is the source of this 3054-nucleotide messenger RNA. RefSeq lists its product as hypothetical. The record is from RefSeq and is a predicted model, not a curated record. Gene Ontology annotation, biological process: mannan biosynthetic process. The transcript has a single exon. Lineage: Eukaryota; Fungi; Ascomycota; Sordariomycetes; Magnaporthales; Magnaporthaceae. Gene Ontology annotation, cellular component: Golgi apparatus. Bases 998 to 2623 code for a protein of 541 amino acids. Gene Ontology annotation, molecular function: alpha-1,2-mannosyltransferase activity.
CCCACCAUCCGAUCUCAAUUUUUCUCAGACAAUGAAGGAAACGAAUUCGAAGCUCGGGCUUUCCAUGAGGUCCCUUCACUUCGUUUGCAAACAGAGGACAAAACGUCAGCCACCACAGCCGCGGGUCUGCUUGAGCCUGCCCGUGCAUGUGGUUGUCAAAUCAAUGCGCCGAAGGAGGGUACAUCGUUGCGCACCAAUAGGACAAGGGCAGAUGGACGGCAAAGGAAGGGGAAAAGGGGUAUCAUUUGAGGGAGGCGUGGCGACCACCAAUAGGCGGCCAGGGGCGCCGAGACGGCAAGACGGAUGCCGCGCCGUCGCUGUGUGUCCCCGCCAAGUUGCACUACCAGGUACGGUCUUGGCUGUUGCCGCAAGUCGGGGAGGGCGACUCGCUCCUUCCCUGGUCUUGUCGAGUCUGAGCCAGCACUGGCCAGCCGCCAAUCCCGUCCUCUCAAAGCGCCCUCAGAGGAUCAUGGAGCGAUUCCCCUCGCUGUCGUGGUCCCCACAUAUCCCCUCCCCUGAGUUCGUAAUUAACCCUUCGGUUAGUUUUUCUCUGCACUCUUUUCUCCGCCCUUUCGAGUUCCAUUCUCUCCGCUCCUUUCGCUCGGCCUCUCUUCCUUCAUCGACGGGGUUUCCCAGUCAGCCACUCUUUUGCGUGUCUUUCUCUGCCUUUCUGUGCCCUUCGGGCUACCGGCGAGUCCAUUGGACGUUGAGCACGCGACGUUACGUCUUGCGUCUUGUGUACGAGGGCCACGAGCUUUCAUUGAUGUCGUGUGCCUUAUCCUGAUCUUUUCUUCCCUAUCUCUGAAGCCUGGGGCGAUCCGUCUUCGCUUCACCGUUGCAUCCUCCAGGCCUACCUGCGACUCGUCCAAAUACCACGGCACCAGACGGUUUGACAUAGCACUGUCGCCAACGUCAAGGCGAACGCACUCAUUAGCGGCCGCCACACCCCGACGCACGGCCCGACUCGGCCUCCGCUCGUCGGCGCAAAUAUUCCGUCAUGUUCGUGGCACCGCGGGGCCGCCGGCCUCUGACACUGGUGCUGGGUAUCUUCGCAUUCUUUGCCCUCGUGCUCUACUCGAGCGGAUCGCGUCCCUACUACACUCCGACCACCUUCGGAAGCCGCCCCUUGACCAAGGCACCCCUCCAACCAGCAGUCUCAUACGAACAUGACCGCCCCUCCAGCGAGCUAGUCCAGUUCUGGACCGAGGUCCUCGACGCCAUGCUGCAGCUGAAGCCCAAUGCGGCACCCAUCAAGAAGAUGGAGCUGCCGCCGCUCAAGUUCUUCACUCCUGAGGAGCUCAAGGCCGACGAGCCCUGGACGCGCUACGACGGCCUCGAGCUGUCCAGCCGCGACGUUGAGGGGAUCCGCAGCACCCAUGCCCAGUUUGUCGCCGUCUCCAAGCAGCUGGCGCCCCGGAUGCCCUACCGCAGACACUCGCGCGGCAUCGUCAUGACGGCGGGAGGCAAGUACAUCGGCAACGCCAUUCUCUCGCUGCUUAUGCUGCGCCGCACUGGCUCGACCCUCCCCGUGCAGCUCUUCCUCGACUCUCCCGACAAGUACGCCACCGAAAUGUGCGAUACCACCAUGGUCGAGCUCGACGUUGAGUGCCGCAGCAUGGAUGCCGUUUUCAAGACGACCCCGCAGCUGCCCAAGCUCAAGAAGUUUCAGUACAAGGUCUUCUCCAUCCUCUUCUCGUCCUUUGAGGACGUUCUGUUUCUUGAUGCCGAUGCCUUUCCCAUCCAUAACCCAGACCACCUGUUCGACGUCGAGCCAUUCAGGAGUAGGGGCAUGGUUACCUGGCCCGACUUCUGGGUUUCGACGUCCUCCAGGCACUUUUAUGACAUUGCCGGCAUCCCUGUCCCCCCGAUCGAGACGCGCCGUUCGUCCGAGUCGGGCGUCAUGCUGUAUAGUCGUCGCACGCAUGCCGAAAGCUUGCUCCUCUCGACGUACUACAACUUUUACGGACCCGACUACUACUACAAGCUCCUGUGUCAGGGUGCUCAUGGCGAGGGCGACAAGGAGACAUUCAUGCAUGCAGCCCUGGCACUGAACAAGCCCUUCUAUGACGUCAAGACCAAUAUGCAGUUUGGUGGCCGUUGGAUCAAUGGCUCCUAUGAGACGUCGGCCAUGAUGCAGGCAGACCCGAUGGAGGACUAUAGCCUCAACGCCCGCCUCACAGGCAUGGCCAAGAACGCCACCUUUCUGGGAAUAACCGAUGCACGCUACUUUUUCAUCCACCAAAACGUCAUCAAGCUCAACAUGAACAAGCUUAGGGAGUCGAUGGAGCCGGCCUGGAGGAAAGACGAGAAAGGCUAUCCCCAGCGCCUUUGGGGCGAUCAGUCGCGUCUCGCCGAGACUGCCGGGUUUGAUGUCGAGAAGGCCAUGUGGGAAGAGAUUAUCCAGGUCAACUGCCAUCAUUCAUUCCUUGCCGAGUGCAAUCAACUGAGGCGGUGGUACAAGCUUGUCUUCCCGGAUCCCAAUGCUAAGAAGAAGGGGGAUCAGGGAGACAAGAAGGAUGAGAAGGCGGGAAAGAAGGAAGAGGUCAAGGCAGAUGAGAAGAAGGAGGAGAACAAGGUUGAAGGAAAGACGGAGAGGAGGCGAAGGAGGAGUUCGGCCCGCUAACGACCAUGAACACUGCCAACCUCUCUUCUCUUUUGGGCAUUCGAAUUAUGCGAUGGGCUUUUUGGGGUGCGCGGUCAAGGAGGAGGUUUUCAGGGACGCGGCCUCGUCUUGAGUCUUUUGGUCCAGACCUCACCACGCCCGGUCGACUGUGGAAUACACCCAAGCGCUUUUAAAAGGGUCUGGACGGACCGGGAUUGGGAGGAAACAGGACGUCGCAAAGAAGCGGUUCUGCGAGAAAUAAUGAGUUAUAGGGACACGAUACCCAGGCAUUGCUGUCACGACGUGACGGCGAUAAACAAGCAUACAAGACUGCUGCUACUAGCAAGCAGCAUUUUCUAUUUAGGAAUUCAAGUGUAAAAUAUCCGUACCCCGUUUGCGGCCAAGAUUCAUGGUGCCACCAGUUCAAGACCUGCCACGCACAUGCAGCCUCC